AACGUGAAACAGUAAAACUGACCAUGUUUUUUUAAUAAAUAAAAUUUUUAUUUAAAUUAAAUCGCGCCUCCAAAAAUGUGUCGUCAAUUUCCAAGUAAACAUGCAAAAUUUUAUUCAGUCUUCUUAAUUUAAAAAAUUUAUUAAAUUUAUUAUCAAAACAAAAAGUUGUAUAGUUAUCGAAAUUUAAAAAUACAAAAAUAUAAGUGCGACAGACUUUUAAAUUUUUUGACCAUCAGAUAACUAAUAAAUUUUUUUACAUCGACAGAAAUUUAUGGCUAGCAUAAAAUAAUUUAACUAAUUUAUGCACUUAUGCCACUAGUGAAUAUUAGUGAGUGAAAGACGAUGAACGACGCCUUUAAAAUAGCAUAUGAACGUGACAAGUGUUCUCUACUGGUGUUAUCGGAGAUUAAAUUUUUUGUGGUUAAGAUAACGAGCUCGCAAUUUAAGUGUUUCGACAAAUAAUAUAUGUGAUAAGUGACUCCAGUAUGAAUUUGUGAAGUAAGAAAAUAUUUAUUUUCCUCCAGUUUUAAAUUUAAUAUUUAAUCACGUGUAAUUCUUACUGUCAUAUUUAAAAAACGAAGUCGUUGUUAAGUAAAAGGGUCAUAAAAUUUUUCUAAUCGUCAGGAAAAUGAGUCUCAGCUUAACAAAAUUUUUUUCCAAGAAAAAAACAACAACUGACAACAGUGUCGCUGAAAUCGGUUUGCCAACGAACGUUUUUCAUAAAUUUCACGUCAUAAAAAAUGCGGAAGGUCAACUUGAAGGAUUACCCGAUCCUUGGAUCCGGUUAAUGAAUACUCAGAUUUCAAAAUCAGAACAGGAUUCACAUCCAGCUGCAGCUCUGCAGGCCAUUAAAUUCUACAAUUAUUCAAUUAAAAAAAAACCUACAGAAGAAGUUUUCAAGCCAUUCGUUACUGCAGAUUUUAUCGAAGAAGAAUCCCAGGAAAUAGAUAAAAUUUUAACGAACAAAUACCAAACUGGUGAUUUUGAAAGUUCUAAUUCUGGGAGUUCUACUGACAGUCAAGAUCACACAAUACCAGAGUUACCAAAAAAACUUAGCAAGCCUCCAAAACCACUUCCUAGAAAAUGUAACGACCGCGUUGACAAAACGUUGACGGAAAUAUUGGAAGAUCUCAAUGCGUAUCAAUUAGAUUUACCAGAAGACAAAGAAACAAUUGAAGAAGAAAGUCCUGUUCUUCGUCAAAAAUCCGAGUGUUCACUGGAACGAAUGACAGAUGAAGAAGUGUAUGAAGAGUUAAGAAAUAUAUGCCAGAGUGAUGACCCUAACAAACGUUUUGAAAAAACCAAAGAAGUUGGAGCUGGUGCAUCAGGAACUGUAUUUAUAGCUACUGAUUUAAUUUACAAUCAAAAAGUUGCAAUAAAAGAUAUUGAUUUGUCUAAACAGCCAAAGAAAGAACUUAUUUUAACAGAAAUAAAAGUUCUCAAAGAAUUCCGCCAUCCAAAUCUUGUUAAUUUCUUGGACGCUUAUUUAUUGGAUGAACAUUUAUGGGUAAUAAUGGAAUUGCUCCAGGGAGGGCCGCUUACUGACGUUGUUACCGAGACUGUAAUGAAGGAAGUCCAGAUUGCCGCGGUCUGUCGCGAAGUUUUGAAAGCCAUAAGUUUCCUUCAUUCCAAGGGCAUAAUUCAUCGAGACAUUAAAUCUGAUAACGUUCUUCUUGGAAUGAACGGCGCGGUCAAAGUCACUGAUUUCGGCUUCUGCGCGAAUAUUGACGGGGAUGAAAAACGACAGACGAUGGUAGGAACGCCCUACUGGAUGGCUCCAGAAGUUGUGACCAGAAAACAGUAUGGUAAGAAAGUCGACAUUUGGUCUUUGGGCAUCAUGGCUAUCGAAAUGAUCGAAGGCGAACCGCCUUAUCUAAAAGAUACGCCUUUGAGAGCAUUGUAUCUGAUCGCUGCCAUCGGGAAACCUUCGAUUCCUCGGUGGGACAGCCUCAGUCCGACAUUUCAAAAUUUCUUAGAAAAGUGCCUUACAGUUGAAGUGGAUGAACGUGCGACAGCUGAUGAACUACUGGCUCAUCCUUUCCUGGAAAAUUGCGCCGAACUUUCGUCACUUACACCACUCAUUCGAGCAGCUCAGAGAAUUCUCCGCAAAGCAUUUUGAUGUAUAAUCAAUUAUUUAAAAACAGUUAUUUUAAAUUUUACAAUCAAGACGUGAUUAAUAUGUGUGAUAAAUUUAACCACAAUUGGUAGGAAUUCAUUUUAUAUCAUACUCAUCGUACUUGUGCAGAAAUUAUAGGCGUUUUAAGUUAACUAGUAAUUCAAGUGCGAUGGAUAACAAAAAUAUAAGAAACGAAGAGAAUUAAUUUCAAUAUGUCGAAGGUCUUUAAAGUCAGAAGGGCGCAAAAAAUGAGUCCUUUUGAAAUGGAUCUGAAGAUCGGAACGUUUUUCGCGGAAUGAAAAUGAAAAAAUGAAAUGAAAAGUAAAAAAUCUACUGGAUCUACAUUUCCGAAAUGCUUCGUACGUCAGCCGAAAAUUGCAGCCCCUUUGAGCAGUCAAUUUACUUAAAAAAUUUACAUUUUCGUUGCGCGAAAAACGUUCCGAUUUUCAGACAUCUUUUGAGAUCAAUAACGCGAUGUAAGAAAGACAGAUUCUGUCUGUUAAAAUGAUUUUUCAGUUGAAAAAUAUGUAUGAACUUUUUAAAUCUAAGAUUAGCGUAUAAUUGUAAAAAUAAAAUUUUUCAUGUGAAAGUCGAAAAAGUGUUCUUCGCUAAAAAUGUAUUAAAUAAGAGUAUUAAAUGAAAGAAAGAUUGAAUGAACUAAUGUAUUUAACAUUUUAUAAAUAUUUUUGAUUGCUAAUUGAAAGUGAAAUGAAAAUACUAUAGUUUUUAUAAAAAUUUACUAACAAUUUUUAUAUUAAUAAUAUGAAAUUUAAUAAAAUCACUUAAAACAAUUAUAA
Molecule: messenger RNA, 2913 nt
Organism: Microplitis mediator
Lineage: Eukaryota; Metazoa; Arthropoda; Insecta; Hymenoptera; Braconidae
Gene: Pak3
Product: serine/threonine-protein kinase PAK 2
Exons: 1
Coding region: 629-2119 (496 amino acids)
Biological process (GO): regulation of MAPK cascade; protein phosphorylation; intracellular signal transduction
Cellular component (GO): cytoplasm
Molecular function (GO): protein serine/threonine kinase activity; ATP binding
Source: RefSeq, a predicted model, not a curated record